Molecule: messenger RNA, 1311 nt
Organism: Bathycoccus prasinos
Lineage: Eukaryota; Viridiplantae; Chlorophyta; Mamiellophyceae; Mamiellales; Bathycoccaceae
Product: cysteine desulfurase
Exons: 1
Coding region: 1-1311 (436 amino acids)
Biological process (GO): iron-sulfur cluster assembly
Cellular component (GO): mitochondrion; cytosol
Molecular function (GO): cysteine desulfurase activity
Source: RefSeq, a predicted model, not a curated record
AUGGAGAAGACUUCUCUUCUGGCCACGCCUCUCAAAUGCAUGAUUCCAACGUGCGUCUAUUUGGAUUACAACGCGACGACGCCUAUUUUCCCGGAAGUGUGUGACGAGAUGCUCCCGUUUUUGCGCACGCACUUUGGCAACCCGUCCUCGAUUCACGCGUACGCCGUGCCGUGUUCUGUAGCCAUCGAUGUAAGUCGAGAAAGAGUGAGAAAAGCUUUAGGCGCGACAAAUGGAAAGAAGGAAAUUGUGUUUACAAGUUGUGGCACUGAAAGUGAUAACCGAGCGAUAGAUAUCGCCUGCGACUUGUUCAAUUCUUCCGCGUCGUCUGAUGAAGCAAAUUGUGUUCUUCCGCACGUGAUUUCAACCGCGGUGGAACAUCCAGCCGUUCUCGUGUAUUUAGAGAGCGAGCGAAAGGCGAAGCGACUGACGUACUCGUUAGUGCCGGUAAACGAGGAAGGCGCGGCGGACGUCGAGGCGUUCGAGAAACAGUUGGCGGAGUUUCGCGACAGAGUGUGUUGCGUGACUAUUAUGCAAGCGAACAACGAAACGGGCGCUGUGCAACCGGUGAGAGCGUUCGCAGAUUUAGCGAAAGCAACGAAUCCGAAAAUUUUGGUGCACACGGACGCCGCGCAGUCGUUCGGGAAGGUGAAGCUGAAUGCGGAUGAUUUGAACGUGGACGCGAUUACCAUCGUGGGACACAAAAUUGGCGCGCCGAAAGGCAUCGCGGCUCUAUUUUUGCGGGAAAGUUUUCUUUCUGAAAGAACGAAAGAGAUCGAUAGUAAUGGUGGUAACGUUGACCCGUACAGAUCGUUUUUAAAAGGCGGCGGACAAGAAGGCGGGAAACGCGCAGGCACGGAAAAUGUCCUUCACAUUGUCGGUUUAGGGAAAGCGUGCGAAAUUGCGGACGAAGAGUUUGACGCGUUUGUGGCGCAUACGAAACGCAUGCGCGACUUGCUUUUCGAAAAAUUAAAAGCUUCGACAAAAAUCGGUGAUCGAGUGUUCGCCAAUGGGCCGAAAGACGACGCGAAACGUUUACCGAACACGCUUUCCGUCGCCAUCGAAGGUGUCGACGCAGGCGCGUUGUUAGUAGAAUUAAAAGAUCGAUUGGCCGCCAGCGCUGGCGCCGCUUGUCACUCGAGCGAAGACGGCGGAGGCGCAAUCUCUGGCGUCUUACUCGCCAUGCGUUUAGAAGAAAGUUUAGCCAGAGGUACUUUGAGAUUGUCCGUGGGAAGACACACGACCGAGGAGGAAAUUUCGAGAGCCGUAGAAGCCAUCGAAGCCGUAGCGAGUAGACAAAUUGAAAAUAAAUGA